AGGGUCGCCAGCAGAGCCUGGCCGCGUGCCUGGAGCAGCCCCCUUCCCCCGGCCCCCACACCCUGCUCCUCCAGGACUUGCUCUGUGGACCGCCUGCUGGCCCCACAGCCUGACCCCCGCCGCCACAUCCCUGUCUGCACACCUGCCCUUGAGCUGCAGGCACUCAGGGAUGCAUCUGUCACCGGGGGCCCGGGGGAGGGGCAGCCAUAGCACUGUUCUAGAACCUUCUCUCUGGGGGACCCCCCCACCCAGGCCCCAGACAGCUUACGGUGGGCAUUGUGUCCUUUCUUGGCUGAUCCCCGCUCCGCCUUUCCCCGUUGCCUCCCAUCAGACCUGAGUCGGGCAGCCCAGAUGGGAGGGGCCUGGCAAUCUCCGGGGGGUCCAGGUGGGCAGGAGGCGAGGGCUUAGGGCCAGACCCUGACUUGAGAACUGCCCCCAUCUUCUGCCGCCUGGGCCCCGGCAGUGGGUGUGAGCCCAGGAGGUGCCUGCGGCUCCCCAAUCCUGCCCCCGGGCCUGCUCUCCAGCCUAAACUGACAUCAGCCUGCACUGAGCCGACCACUCCCUCCACAUGACCCUGCCCGGCUGUCCCCACAGGGGCCCUGACUUCUCAGGUGCCAAGGUGGAGGCAGGUGACCUCCUGGGGGGUGGGGGUGGGGACCGUCUGCCUGGGCCCUGGGACAGGUGUCUGUCCCUUUUCUACUGGAAGACAAAUGAGUUUUAGCACCUUUUACAAAUCUAUUAAAGCAAUAAACCUUAGUAGAAAU
Molecule: messenger RNA, 764 nt
Organism: Oryctolagus cuniculus (rabbit)
Lineage: Eukaryota; Metazoa; Chordata; Mammalia; Lagomorpha; Leporidae
Gene: SCARB1
Product: scavenger receptor class B member 1
Biological process (GO): plasma lipoprotein particle clearance; cholesterol import; recognition of apoptotic cell
Cellular component (GO): caveola; cytoplasm
Molecular function (GO): low-density lipoprotein particle binding; lipid binding; scavenger receptor activity
Source: RefSeq, marked provisional